Pundamilia nyererei is the source of this 2299-nucleotide messenger RNA. RefSeq names its product phosphatidylinositol-4-phosphate 5-kinase, type I, alpha, b (gene pip5k1ab). The coding region runs from base 94 to 1887 and encodes 597 amino acids. Lineage: Eukaryota; Metazoa; Chordata; Actinopteri; Cichliformes; Cichlidae. The transcript has 16 exons. Gene Ontology annotation, biological process: phosphatidylinositol phosphate biosynthetic process. Gene Ontology annotation, molecular function: 1-phosphatidylinositol-4-phosphate 5-kinase activity. Gene Ontology annotation, cellular component: plasma membrane. The record is from RefSeq and is a predicted model, not a curated record.
UCCACUGGAGGCGCUGUGGUGCUGCAGCAGCAGCAACACGAGCAUCAAAAUUCAAGUGUCGGCUCUGUCUAUGAUGUUAACAGUCAGAUCGUAAUGGCGACUGCUGGAACAGCAGACAUGGGAUCAGCAGCCCCGACAGGGACCAGCAGCAUUCGAAAAAUGGCCCCCGCCGAGAUGCCCGGCUCUUCAGGCAUGAGUAUGAAGAAGACCAUUGGACACCGGGGCGUUGAGACUACCACAGGAGAAACUACUUACAAAAAAACUACGUCAUCUGCCCUAAAGGGAGCAAUCCAAUUGGGCAUCGCUCACACAGUUGGCAGCUUAAGUCAAAAGGCGGAGAGGGAUGUUCUCAUGCAGGACUUUGUAGUUGUUGAAAGCAUCUUCUUCCCGAGCGAAGGCAGUAACCUGACCCCUGCUCAUCACUACAGUGACUUUCGCUUUAAGACCUAUGCUCCUAUCGCCUUUCGUUACUUCAGGGAACUGUUUGGCAUUCGGCCAGAUGACUACCUGUAUUCUCUGUGUAAUGAGCCGCUGAUCGAGCUGUCGAACCCCGGAGCCAGCGGUUCCCUCUUCUACGUCUCCAGUGAUGAUGAGUUUAUCAUCAAGACUGUCCAACACAAAGAGGCAGAGUUUCUCCAGAAACUGCUGCCUGGAUACUUCAUGAAUAUAAACCAAAACAAGCGUACCCUGCUGCCUAAGUUUUAUGGACUGUAUUGCGUUCAGGCAGGCGGUAAGAAUAUCCGUAUUGUUGUGAUGAACAAUCUCCUGCCCAGAAUCAUCCCCAUGCACCUCAAGUAUGACCUGAAAGGCUCCACCUAUAAGAGACGGGCUUCCCCUAAGGAGAGAGAGAAGGCCGUCCCCACUCACAAAGACCUGGACUUCAUCCAGGACAUGCCUGAUGGCCUGCUGCUGGAAGCAGAAAACUACAAUGCUCUGUGCAAGACUAUACAGAGGGACUGCCUGCUCCUGCAGAGUUUCAAGAUCAUGGAUUACAGUCUGUUGAUGGGCAUCCACAACAUGGACCAGGCCAGCAGAGAAAAGGAGCGUAGUGGAGGCAGUUUGGUCGACAAUACGGGGUCUGAAGGAGCAGUGACCCCAGAUCAGCGCCGACCACAAGCCCAGAAAAGUCUGUAUUGCACUGCCAUGGAGUCCAUCCAGGGGGAGGCUCGAGGGAAGGGAGCUUUGGAUUCAGAAGAUCACAUGGGUGGUAUUCCUGCUCGCAAUAGCAAAGGAGAGAGGUUGCUGAUCUACAUCGGCAUCAUCGAUAUUCUCCAAUCUUACAGGUUUAUUAAGAAGUUGGAGCACUCCUGGAAGGCGCUGGUCCAUGAUGGGGACACAGUUUCAGUUCACAGACCUGGCUUCUAUGCAGAGCGCUUCCAACAAUUCAUGUGCAACACAGUGUUCAAGAAAAUUCCACUUAAACCAUCACCAUCCAAGAAAAGCCGCGGUGGAGGUCAGGCAGGGCUUAGGAGGGCGCCCACUCUUGGAGCACCCACACCGCUCUCCCACGCGACAGGACAGUCAUCUGUGGAUUCCAGACUAGUUUACCACUCCCAUUUUAAAAGCACAGAGUCCGAGGCGGACAGCGGUGUGCAGUCAGGAAGGCCGGAUCUGGUUCCUCGGACUCCUCCGCUGGUAGACAACCCUGCAGACUGCGAGGCCAAUCUGUCCACCUCAUCACAAGGCAGCACAGGAGUUGUCUCCACCUCUCCUCCCCUGCGCUCUGUAGGCGUGGAAGUGCACAAAUCGGCAAACACGGACUGUGACCAGGCUGUUUCCCACAGUUUGGGAGUAGAAGGGGCUGCAGAUAAUUCAGGCAACCUGUCUGGAAAUGAAGAUGUAGUUUCUCUGUCGGACAUCGUCCCUGAGACCAACAUCUGUUUCUAAAAACACUCCCAGCAAUGAGAGACUUCUGGAAACGGCGAGGUGGGUAGAAGAAAGGCAAAAUGAACUGGAGUCAGUCAUCCACCGCAGACCCUCCAUCGCUCCUCUGCUGUUUUGUGACCUCUGCAGUUUAUACAGUAGCCACCGAAUAAAACAGCAUGGUUUGUGACCGUGAGGAAAGCAGUGAUUUGGACCAUGUUGUGCGGUAGGCUCUAGACUUCCCCAGCCAUCAGCACUGUCACUGUGUGUACAUAUUUGUCCACACCUAUCCAAAACUGUCCGAUACACACUCAGAAAAAGGCUUUCGGCCCUGAAUUGAAGAUUGCCCUUCAUCUCCGUCUGCAGCGAUGAUAUAAUAAACAAUAUAAUGAGUUGUAUAUUGUAUUGAAAGAGAAAUAACAAAAAAAGAGGUCAU